GUAGCCGGGUUGCACAUGUGCGGAUUUAGAGGAGGCUACAAACUUGUCAGCUAUGGAGGACAGUUGGACAAAGGAAACACUUCAUGAAGAAUAAUUAAUCGACGGACUAAACAUUUAUGGAUUAAUAGACUUUUGAGGCAGCUACUCUUCUCUUUAGUGCUUUUUGGACAUAUUUCGCAUCAAUAUGUGGGUGUUCAAUGUUGCACAGCAGCACAAGUUGCUCCUUGUUUGGACCAGGAGGUUGCAAAAGUCUGCUUCUAUCCCAAAACCUCACCAUGUGUCAGCAUCUCUCCUGAGCUCAGAGGACAGCAGCUUUACCCCCACGGCCAAGAGGAGACGAAAGGCGUUUGACCCCUCCAAGCCUGAGAAAUAUGAGAGGUCAGUUCAGACUAAAGCGUGGAAAAAGGAGAUUCCUGUGAUACAUAGAUCAAGUCAGAGAAAUUGGGAGGAGGGCAGGGUGUCGUCUGAACUCAGGAGACUGAGUCUGGACGAUUUCCCUGAGGAGAAGGAGAAGGAGAAGGAGAGGAUGAGGGAACAGAAGUCAUCACUGGACCGGAGAGAUGGACAGAAGUCAUCACUGGACCGGAGAGAUGGACAGAAGUCAUCACUGGACCGGAGAGAUGGACAGAAGUCCUCACUGGACCGGAGAGAUGGACAGAAGUCCUCACUGGACCGGAGAGAUGGACAGAAGUCCUCACUGGACCGGAGAGAUGGACAGAACUACGAGGUUGUGUUUGGCAUCGCUCCCUGUAUCUUGGCUCUCACUCAGGGGAGAAGAAAGGCCCAUAAGCUGUUUGUAAAAGACAGCGAGACCUCUCACCGCACGUCUGUGUUACAGGUGUGUGAGGCAGCUCACCGCCGAGGUGUCCAAGUCCAGCGGGUCACUAAGAGAGAUCUGGACAAGAUGUCUCCUGGAGGAGUCCAUCAAGGAGUUUGUCUGAAAGCAAGUCCCCUGAGCUACCUCACAGAAACCAAAGACCUUGCCCCCAGCAAAGGACACGCCCCUCUGUGGCUGGUCCUGGAGAGAGUUCAGGACCCGAUGAACCUGGGCGCCAUCCUGCGCUCGGCCUACUUCCUGGGUGUGGACAGAGUGGCCAGCAGUCUCCGCCACAGCUGCCCGUUGACUCCAGUGGUCAGCAAGGCCAGCUCGGGGGUGAUGGAGGUGCUGGAGGUGUACGGGUAUGAGAAGCUGGAGGACAUGCUGCAGGUGAAGCUGGCCCAGGGCUGGCAGGUGGUGGGCACAGUGGGAGCUGCAGCAGAGGAGGCCGGGCCGCCCGUCACACAGUGUUCAGACUUCCAGAUGACUAAACCCACGGUGCUGCUGAUGGGGGGCGAGGGGGAGGGGCUGUCCCAGCAGCUGCUCUCUCUGUGUCAAACCCUCCUCACCAUCCCGCCCGGCAGAGAGCUGUCCCUCGGGGUCGAGUCCUUAAACGUCUCUGUGGCUACGGGCAUCCUGCUGCACGCUCUGCUGUCCUCCAGGAGCUCACACAGAUGAUCAACACCUGGGAUAUCAGCAAAAAGGUGCAAGGGAGCUGAGAUUUAGACUUUCAUAAACAAAAAAAACACAUGGGGUUUUAGAGCUGGUUGAUAAAUCAGUGUUAUGAGUUAAUUUGAGUCAGGAUAACUGACUAAAGUCAUGGAAAAAAUUAUUAGACCACGUUUUUUCUUCAAUUUUUUGUUCAUUUUAAUGCCUGGUACAACUAAAGGUACAUUUGUUGGGACAAAUAUAAUGAUAACAACAAAAAUAGCUGAUAAGAGUUUAAUUUAAGAGCUGAUAUCUUGCCAUUUUUCGUGGUUUUCUUGAUCAUAACCAAACUCAUUAUCAGGAAAACCAUGGAAAAUUUGCUCUUAAAUUAAACUCUUAUCAGCUAUUUUUGUUGUUGUCAUUAUAUUUGAACAAGAAAUUGAAGAAAAAAAAGUGGUCUAAUAAUUUUUUCCAUGACUUUAUUUCUGUAAGAUGUAUAUUGUCCCAGAAGGUGCUACAAUAAACAAUAUUAUUGUAAUUUUAAGACCAAUUCUUGCAAUUGAUAUGAUGAUAUAAUAAGCUUGUAAUACAAAUAAAACCUUUAAAGAGCAAUGAGCUUUUCAUUCUUAAAAAUAUUCACACAUGAAUGUGAAAAUAAUAUUAAAAUCUCCUGAAUAAUUAAAACAAGCAGAGCAGAAAUAUUUAUUUUAUUUCUGUUCAUUGGGCUUAGAUGCUGCACCAGGUUUUAUAUUAGUAGGUAAAACCUUCUGUUUGUCAAACAUCAUGUUGAAUAAAGUGGUGACAUUUUUAAGUAAACAAACAAUGGGAGAUAUCGAGGUCAGACACAAUUAUCCUGCUCACGUCCACAUAUUAGACGAUAAAUCCAGAUUGUAAUUAUCAUGACAGGCCUAGUUUCAGCCAGUUUUUUUGCAAGUAAGCCAAAAAAAUAUUUCUGUUGCUUCUAUGAUAUAAAAACUGGAUCUUGUUAUAAAUCAAUGUUGAAAAUGGGUCAUAUUUCUAUAUGAAUCUCUUCACAAGAUGACUUCAGUUUUGGACGAUCCCCAGAAAUGUCGAGGCUUUAAAGGAUAAGGACGAUGAUGUUCUAUAUCUUUCCUCCCUCGACAAAUUCCAACAUUGAAUGUUUCACCUAAUAAUUAUCGUGUGUUAUAAUUUCUUCCUCUGUGCCACAGAGCUCCAUUGUUGUCCAUAAACUACUAAAAUCACAUCAAUAAUUUUGACUCAAUCCCAAAAUAAACCAUCCUGCUGCCACAAAUUCUCACCAGAGCGGAUUAAUCCGCUGCUGGAAAAAGUCUAAUGCACCAUUUUUGUCUGUUUUGUAAUAAAAGAUUUAAAAAAAACAAAAUGGCCAUCUGUUGUCUGAAAUUACUGAGUAUUUUUCCAAAAUUAAAUUAUGUAUUUGUGACCAACUGGAAUUAUUAUUAGACAAGACAUUUGGGCUUCUCACUGGAAUGAAAAUGAUUCACCAGGCUCAUCCUUUAAAAUGCUGCUCUGUUUAUCGCUUGAAAUAUUAUUUAUGUCAUAUCUCUGGCUCUGUCUACUGAAUGCUUGUUUUUUUUCUAAAUAAACAAAUUUCCCCUACAUUAAAGUGCAGUGAAAUAAAGGAGGUCUACUCAGUGGGAAAUCAUAUUUUUUAAUAAAAUAAUAUUUGCUCACAUUGACAUAUUUGUCAUGUUUACUAUUUGUUUCUGCCUUGUAUCUCUACACUGCUGCCAGGUUACUACUGAGGAAACUGAGGAUAGUAUGGUGUUUGAUUUCUAAGGCUGUUAUGUUAUGUUUUCUAUUGUUGAUGCUGUAACACGGGAAAUGUACCUGUUGUG
Molecule: messenger RNA, 3303 nt
Organism: Centropristis striata (black sea bass)
Lineage: Eukaryota; Metazoa; Chordata; Actinopteri; Perciformes; Serranidae
Gene: mrm1
Product: mitochondrial rRNA methyltransferase 1 homolog (S. cerevisiae)
Exons: 1
Coding region: 185-1495 (436 amino acids)
Biological process (GO): rRNA methylation
Cellular component (GO): mitochondrion
Molecular function (GO): RNA binding; RNA methyltransferase activity
Source: RefSeq, a predicted model, not a curated record